Molecule: messenger RNA, 3772 nt
Organism: Microcebus murinus (gray mouse lemur)
Lineage: Eukaryota; Metazoa; Chordata; Mammalia; Primates; Cheirogaleidae
Source: RefSeq, a predicted model, not a curated record
ACCGCACCCGGCCAAAUGUGAUGGUACUUGUAUUUAAGUAGGAUUAGGGAUUCAUUGACAUCAUGAAGCAUAUUGUGUUUUAUUGUUGGUUAUAAUGCAACAUUUUCCCCAAAGCAAUAUGUAUAAUUGAUAAGAUUGGCAGCAAUUUGUAUAUAUGUGAUUUAUAAGUGUAAUAUAUGUUCUUUAUUUUUAUGUGAGUUUUGGUUAAUAAAAAAUUUAUUUUAUUGUGAAACUCCAAUGAACCUCCAUAUACCAAUUAUCCAGGCUUAACAGUUUUGGUUCAUGGCCAUGAUCAUGUUUCAGCUACACUCCUAUCUGCUUCUCUGCCUUUCCACCCUUUUUUUUUAUCACUGGAUUAUUUUAAAGCAAAUCCCUGGUCAUUAUUUUACUGAAGUAUUUCAGUAUGUAUAUAUUAAUAACACUUAAACUAAAGUGUUAUUUAAAACGAAUAGAACCACAGUAUCCUUAACUCAAUUUUCAAUUAAAAAUAUCAAAGAUAAUUCCUUAAUAGCCAGAGUUUAUUUUUCUCCAGUCAUCUCAAUUGUUUUCCACAAUUUGUUUGAGUAAUGUUUCAAAUGUCUAUACAUUGUAUUUAGUUGUAUGUUUUAAAUAUGUUUUGAUCCAUAUCCUCCACCCUUUUUUCCCUUGCAGUUUAUUUUUUGAAGAAACAGAAUUAUUUGUUUCAAAUCUCUGCUCCUCUCCCUUCCCUGCAAGACUAUGUCAUAGGAAGUGUUACAUAUCUCUGUCAGCAAGCAUGCAUUGCCUCUUUUUGUUAUAGCAGUAGCUGCUGUUGAUUUUUGUUGCCUGCAUGGAUUCAUUCACCAGCAGUGGCAAGGAUAUUUUUAAGAUAAAUUUAUAAUAUACAUGUAUGUCAUGUAUAUUAUAUGAAUAAGUCAUUGUCAGUUCACUUUGCUUUUUUCAUAAACGCUGGUCUACUAAUUCAAUACGAAGUAUCAAGUUGGAUGUAUUAUCCACUAAAUUUUCAUUAUUUUUUAGGAAGAGUAUCUACCAAAGUGUUCUUCACUCUUUUUGCCCUGCUUGGUUUCUUCAUUUGUUUCUUUGGACACAGAUUCUGGAAAACAGAAUUAUUCUUCAUAGGAUUUAUCUUCUUGGGAUUCUUCUUUUAUAUACUGAUUACAAGACUGACACCCAUUAAGUAUGAUGUGCGUCUGAUUCUGACAGCCAUCACUGGAAGCAUUGGUGGAAUUUUCUUGGUAGCUGUGUGGUGGCGAUUUGGAAUCCUCACGCUGUGCAUGCUGUGUAUUGGACUAGUGCUGGGGUUCCUCAUCUCAUCAGUGACUUUCUUCACUCCACUGGGAAACUUAAAGGUUUUUCGUGAUGAUGGUGUGUUUUGGGUGGCUUUCUCUGGUAUAGUUAUCCUCAUUCCAGUAGUUUUCGUGGGCUGCCUAAGAAUACUGAGCAUACUGACCUGUGGAGUCGUGGGCUCCUAUUCGGUGGUUUUGGCUGUUGACAGUUACUUGUACACAAGCCUCUCUCACAUCACUUUGAACGUACUCAGGAGAGCACUCAACGAGGAUUUCCACAGCACUUUCACAAAUGUGCCUUUUCAAACGAAUGACUUUAUUAUCCUGGCAGUAUGGGGGAUGCUGGCUGUAAGUGGAAUUACAUUACAGAUUCGAAGAGAAAGAGGGCGACCUUUCUUUCCUCCCCACCCGUACAAGUUAUGGAAGCAAGAAAGAGAGCGCAGAGUUACCAACAUUCUGGACCCCAGCUACCACAUUCCUCCAUUGAGAGAGAGGCUCUAUGGCCGAUUAGCCCAGAUCAAAGAGCUCUUCCAGAAGGAACAGCCAGCUGGAGAGAGAACACCUCUGCUUAUGUAGAUGCCCAGGAACUUGGUCUGUGUGCCUCUGCUUUCGUGUUUAUGCCCAGGCUGCUUCCGUCUAAGAAGAGAUCAGGCAUAUAUCUGUGCUUUGCAUGAUAUUAUGGUGUCUUUAAUGAUAGAUGGUUAAGGGUAUGCUAGAGAAUUAGGAUGAUUUUAAGAGAGAGAAUGAGAAACAUGACCCAAAAUUUGGUGGUAGGGAGGCUUUCCCUUAUCUCCAAAUACUUGAGAAAUUAAACAUUUUGGUUUACAAAUAUAUGAUCAACUUAUUCCAUUAAAUAGAGACACUAAAAAUAUUAAAAAACAGUGAUUGAUUCUCUUGCAAAGCCCUAGUGUUUCUUUUUAUAACUCCUUGAACAAAUCUCUCACCUGAUUUCUGUCUGAACAUGGAGAGGGAUGGGUUUAUUUAAGUGUUAUACUGAAUCUUUAUUUGCCACCAUGUUUGGAGAUUUAGGGAUUUGAUACUGGGCAUUUAAACUUCAGAAUACGAAAAGAGAAGUAACUUAUUUUCUUACUAAAAGCAGUCUGAUUACUUAGUGGCAUGUCUGUCUUAAUACCAUACAUUAUCAAAUAGGCAUACCGUUUUUUGUGGGUUUCAGUAUUUUAAAAAUUUUUAAUUGUGACAAAAUACACAUAAAAAUUUACCAUCUUAUUCAUUUUUAAGUGUACAAUUCAGUAGGUUCCCUUUGUUUUUGUCUUUUAUUGCUUAAAAUGGUGAUUUAAAUAGCUAAGUUAUUUGAAGAUAGUUCAAUUUAUAUAGAUAAAUAGAACUUUUAUGUGGAUGAUUUAUUUAUACUCCAAAAUAAUGGCACUCUUUCUUUCAAGGCCUUUUAAAAUAGUGUUGACAGGUGAUCUUCAAAUUGCAUUAGAUGACAUAUAGAUUAUGUUUGUUUUUUAGGAAACAAGUUGACCCCUACCUUAAUCUAUAUGCUGUUAACAAGGAAACCUUGAAAAAUUUUGCAUUUCAUAGUUCAUUCUUUCUGCUAAAUUAGCUGUUAGCAUGGGGGUAAAAUGCAAUUUUUAGUAAUUUCAGUGUGAAGCUUUUGUGCCAUCUAUGUUUUAAAGUGGCGAGGAAGGUGUCAAAAAGGAUUCAGGUGUUUAGUGUGCUGCUUUUAAUUAGGCCCUUGGAUUCCAUGAGGGGCAUCCCCUCAGUUUUGACACCCUUGUUUCACUAUAAGAAAGCACCUGGUUGUGUCAAAAAGGAUUCAGGUGUUUAGUGUGCUGCUUUUAAUUAGGCCCUUGGAUUCCAUGAGGGGCAUCCCCUCAGUUUUGACACCCUUGUUUCAUUAUAAGAAAGCACCUGGUUGCCCCGGGCUGCAUACCUACUGGUCAUGGCCUUUUCUCAAUCAGCUGUCAGGGUGCUGAAUUGUGAGCUGGUGACUCGGACAGGCCUGAGUGAUAUUAAGAUUGGUGAGAUGGUUGUUGCACACAUAUUUGUGAGUUAACCACUAUUUAAAUGAUGCUGCUUGUUAGAGUUUUCUCAAAGUACAGUAGAUUUUUGAUAUUUCAGGUAAUUGGGAAAAUCUUUAACUUUGAAAAGUGUUCUGGGCAGGAUAAAACAAAAUUUAAAAAUAGAAAACAAAUCAUUUUUGCUUUGAAAAAUUCAAUGCAGGUGUCAAUUUACAAUUUAUUCUGUUAUCUUUACUGUCUAUAACUUCAGUAACACUUAAACUUGAUGAAAAAAUGUUUUUUUAUAAUUUGCUGUAGAGACUCUGGCUUCUGCUGUACCUUUGUACAUUCUAACAAAGUUCUGUGGGAUGUUUGUGAGUUAUUUUCUGUACCAUCAGAAUGCACUGCCAGUGAAGACUGUAAAGGGAGAACACACCUUUUUGGAGGAAAGAUACAAAAAAACUGUUUAAACUUUUUCAUGAUCAUUUGUGAUAAAAAGCCAGUUUGUAUGGUUUUUAUAAUAAAUACCUAUUUUGGAAAAAA